AUGGCUUGGUUAUCGCCGGUCGGCCGCCGACCGGUCGGCCUGAGUCGCAGUCUGGCCGCUUCCCGGGCCUGUCCCCGUUUAGACUGGUGGCGAGGCUUGAGUGAGGGUGGAAACGACUCGGGCGUGACCCCUCGACGUACCCAUUACCAUGUGUUGGGUUUGACGGAGCAGGCCUCCUCGGAGGAGAUCAAACAGGCCUAUUACCGCUUGUCCAAAUUGUACCAUCCGGAUCGGAACCAGGCGGAUCCGGAAAGUAUGGCCAAGUUCCACGAGGUCACGCAAGCCCACGAUAUCCUGGGUCACGCGGCCUUGCGACGCCAAUACGACAAGGGCACUUUGGGCCAGCACACGUCUGUGGCCGAUCUGGAGCGGGCCUCUCAUACGUACGAGGGUCAGCGGUUUUACGACACUCGCUCUGUGUACCAAAAACGCUUUGGCAUGACCAAAGACGGCGAUCGUCAAUCCCGUUCCCAACUCGAUGGAGCCACGCAGUCCUCGCGUCACUUCAAUUUUCAGAAGAAACACGGCAAAAUUCGAUCGCAGUUUAGAGUCAGUAGCUCGCCCUUGCUCUCUCGGGAGGACAGCAACCAAAUGAUGCGAGGUCUCGGGUACACUGUCGCUGCUGGCCUCAUGGGCGUCUUUAUUAUCCAUCGGUGUUUUUCUUAGCGCCCGGCUCCGCGCCACGCCGCUGGGUCUCGUAUUCAUUCUGCCUUAAUUUAGCCCUCUCGGUAAAAUUUCAAUAAAGUGGUACCAUUAUAAUUCAAUAGGAAAA
Molecule: messenger RNA, 772 nt
Organism: Tigriopus californicus
Lineage: Eukaryota; Metazoa; Arthropoda; Copepoda; Harpacticoida; Harpacticidae
Product: dnaJ homolog subfamily C member 30, mitochondrial-like
Exons: 2
Coding region: 1-666 (221 amino acids)
Source: RefSeq, a predicted model, not a curated record